GUGAGCUGGUGUCUGGUGGCCGGGGAGGGCUCGAGGCUGGGCGGCUUGGUGGCUAGGCAGCUUGGUGGCUAGGCGCUGGAGCACGGAACGAUAGCAGGCUGGACCUGGGGCAGACAAAAGCAAAAACGUCAAUCAGUGAUGGACAGGAUGAUGCAGGUUAUAUGGAUGUGUCUGUGUGUGAGUUAAAGCACCCUCCACCGCAACUGUGUCCCAUGCCAGAGGGCCUCAGCAGUCAGCAGGUUGUCCGGCGUCUCAUCCUCAGCUCCAUCAUUCAGAGUGAAAGCAGCUACCUGGAGUCACUCAAGAGAAUCCUCCAGGAGUACCAGAUGCCUUUGCUGGAGCCACAGAACUUGACCCUAAACCCCAAGAAGGUGCGUCAAAUCUUUUACCGUCUGCAGGAGAUCCAUCAGUGCCACUCAAUGUUCCAGAUCGCCCUGGCAUCCCGUAUUGCCGAGUGGGAUCACAGCGAGAGGAUCGGAGACCUGUUUGUCGCCUCGUUUUCAAAGUCCAUGGUGCUGAACGUGUACAGUGACUACAUCAACAACUUCACCAACGCCAUGGCAUUGAUCAAGAAAGCCUGCAUGUCUAAACCUGCUUUCCUGGACUUUCUGAAGAAGAAGCAGGCAUCCAGUCCAGACAGAAUCACUCUGUAUGGCCUGAUGGUCAAACCUAUCCAACGCUUUCCUCAGUUCAUUCUACUGCUGCAGGACAUGUUGAAGAAUACUCCAAAGGCCCACACUGACCGGCUGCCCCUGCAGCUGGCUCUCACUGAGCUGGAGACCCUGGCCGAGAAACUCAAUGAGCAGAAGCGUCUGGCAGAUCAGGAGGCUGAGAUCCAGCAGUUAGCACACAGUGUGGGGGGCCGCAGCUUCAACAAGCUGCUGACCUUGGAACAGAGGCAGCUAAUUCAGUGUGAACUGCUCACUGAAAUUGUCUAUGGUGAUAAAGGUCAAGUUCUCAAGUCCAAGCAACGAAAGGUCUUCCUCCUCAACGACACCCUGAUCUGUGCCAAUGUUAACCUGAAGGGUCCCCCUGACAUCAGCAGCCUGGUUCCUGUUGGUCCAAAGUACACAAUGAAGUGGUGUGUCCCCCUACUGCAGACACAGGUGGUGGAGGUGCGACAGGAGGGUCUGCAGAGCAGGGACAAUAUCAUAACAGCUAGACGCCACAGCUCCACCUCCGGCACUUCUGGUAAAGUGUUUCUGGGUCCUCCUAUACUGUACCAAGAGCUGGAGGAGCUUGAGCAUGACUUGGCUGUGGUGGAGAAGGUCUCACAGCUGGUGGGCACACUACAUGGAACCUACCAGAAUCUGAACACCACAGUGUCUAAGGACUGGUGUCUGGCUCUGCAGAGGCUGAUCCGCCUGAAGGAGGAGGAGAUUCAGAAUGCCAACAAAUGUCGUCUGCGUCUCUCUGUACCAGGCAAACCUGACAAGUCUGGGCGUCCAGUAAGCAUCAGUGUCGUCUUCAACACUCCCAGUCCCCUCAGUAAGAUCUCCUGGGUGAACAGUCUUCACCUUGCCAAGAUUGCUCAGGGACAGGAAAACACUCCGGGGUGGGAAUGUGCUGAAGAAGAUGGGAAGAAAAAAGCCUCAUUUAGUUUUCCACUGUUGACCUGCAAACUUCAUGUCUUCAAAACAAACACAGUGAAGCUGGCGGCAGCUCUUCACAGUCCGUCUCAGUCCAGCCUGCUUGGUUUCUGCACUACCAGUACGUCCUUACCGCAGGGAUACCUCUGGGUUGCUGCUGGAGGAGGCAACUUCAACCAUGGCCAAGUGGAGAUCUUCUCCCUGAACCGAACCACUCCUCGUCUGGUCAAGACUGUCCCACUGAGGGCCCCAGUCCUCUGUCUGGACUAUGUGAAGGAGCUGUGUCCCAGCAAAGAGGCGAGAGAGGCUGAGAAGGUCCAGACUGCAGCCAAGAUAGGAAACAUCAUCUGUGUUGGCCUGCAGGAUGGCAGCAUCUAUGUGUACAGCAGUGUGGACACAGCUGUUCAGUGCCUGUUGACCUUGGUGAACCCUGACAGCUGUCCAGUUCUCUGCCUCAAACACUCACUAUCUUUCCUCUUCGCUGGACUGGCCAAUGGCAAAGUAGCUGUGUACCACAGAAAGACUGGCGAGAGACUGUGGGAUGUGGACUCGUGCAGGCUGGUGCCUCUGGGCUCUGAGCCAGUCUGCAGUCUGCUGACACUUGAAGACACUGUAUGGGCCAGCUGUGCCAACCAAGUCACUGUCAUCCAAGGAUCCAGCCUCAACACACAGAGUUUUAAAGCCCACUCUGAUCCAGGCUGCAGUGUUAGCCACAUGGUUCGUUCAGGUGGGGGGGUUUGGAUGGCCUUCACCCAGGGCUCCACCAUUCACCUGUUUCACACAGAGACCUUGGAACCACUACAGGAAGUCAACAUCUCCACCCGCACUGCCCAUCUGACACCAGGUAAAGUUUGUGUCUCUAGCUUACUGAUCUGCCAGGGCCUGCUGUGGGUGGGAACCAGCCAAGGCAUCAUCAUCACCUUCCCUGUGCCCACCCUGGAGGGCAUCCCCAAGAUUACAGGUAAGGGGAUGACGUCUCUAAAUGCUCACUGUGGUCCGGUGGACUUCCUGGUGUCGACCUCCAGCACUCUGGCUUCUGACAUGCUCAGACGGGACUCCAUCCUCAACGGCAGCGAGGAGGGUGCCAGCGGAGGAGGGGGAGGUAAAGGUGAUGGGGUAGGAGAUGAAGGAGGGCAGAGGUUGGAGCAGAGCGGCUACCCCCAGGACUCAGAAGCCCCUCCACAGAGGGAGGAGAAGCCCAAGUGUCUCCUGCUGCAGUAUCGCCUCCACUCUACCUGCCAGCUGCCUGGGAAGCUGCUGACCGCCCAGCCUGAACAGGGGAGCCUCAGGUCUUCCCCUGACUCCCUGGAGCACAGCCCAGAGGAUGGCUCCAUCUAUGAAGUGAGUGAGGACCCUGAUGUGUGGGUUCGGGGGCAGCCCGUGGAGUGGAAAGAGGGGGAGGCCAGGCGCAACAAAGUCACCUCUACAGCCAUCUUCUCUGGUGGCAGAGGAUACCGCAGGAUAGGAAGCUGCUCAGGUUCCGGUGAAAACACAAUGCUGGUGUGGCAGCUUCCGCUCACUCUCAGCCAAUGACAGAUGACAGCAAUCCGUUUCCUCAUUUAAUGUGGUUAUAGGUAAACCAGCUUACUUCUCAAUGUUUCAACUAGACUCAACAUCUGAUCUGCAGUCAAAGGAGCCAAGGACACAUCACCUGUGACACUUCGAUGUUUUUAAUAUCAGUGCUUUGGUUGUGACAGGUGAACACCUUCAGCAAGUAAUGUUAGCAAGCUAACAUGAAAGGUAACAUUACUUUCGAUGCAAAAUAUGCAAGUCAGCAGCUACCUCCACUAAUGUUCAUAAUCAAGAAGACCAACAAUCAUCAGCUCCUUGAAAUUCACUCUUCACACUGGACCUAGUUUGCAUUUCUGCCUGUCGCAUCAUGUCAGACUAGUUUUUAACCUGUUUUUCACAGAUGUGUUGCAUUCUGACCCAGGACCAACGUGUUUUUCAAACAGGCUGUACACAUGGUUUUUGUGCAUCCCUCUCCUGAUUGGAUAUUUAUUACUGCAACACUGUGGGUAAUGUGUUUUUUUAGGGUGAGUGUAGAAGAUCAUUAUUAUUCGCAUCAUUAAGUGAGUAUGAAGUAUGACUCGAGUCAGUCAUCUACAGCUUCCUGAUGUCUUGUCCUCACAGUGAGGUUUCCAUUACUAUCGUCAUCCUUAAAAAGUCUUCAAAGGCAUUGAAUUCAUUAAUUUAACAACAAGGCCUUAAUUGGUAUUAAAAAAAUCUUCUAUCUUCAAUAUCAAUCUUUCAAAGUCUUUUGGAUGGAUGGGGUCGGAUGGAGUUGUGGAGAGGCAGAAGCAUUUAUGAACCCAGGGGUCGAAACUAAGGGUGGGGGCCACGUCUUGAUGAGCUCUGUGCUGCGUAAUCCCCUCAGAGUUCAUAUCAAGUAACAUCUUGUUGUGAGGCGACGGUGCUAGCGGCUGAGCCACUUUGCUGUCCUGCUGAGAGGGAAGAGAGGAGAAUAACAGGGUUUGGGGUUAGGGUUGUGAGAACUGAGACAAACAGGAGAAAGGGUUAGACACACCUAUAUAGGUUACGGCAGGUGGUUGAAGUGAUGAGGCUCAAGUUGUUGAAUUAGUGAGGUGCAGAUGAUUUGAAUUAGGAGAGAGAAGCGUGGUCUUGUUUCUGAACCUUACUUAUAAUAACUUCAUUAAAAUCACCCAGAAAGCCUGCCAACAAAUGCCAGGUAUUUCCCACUUCUGUUCAUUUGGGCAAAAUUGUCCUUACCCCUAACUGAUGUUGGUUCAUGUUUUGUUUUGUUUUUUUUCAUCAAUUUUAGUUGUUGUAAAAUGAUAUGCUGAAUUGGUCUCAGAUUUAUUCCAUUUGACAUUAAAAAAGGCUUAAAGUGUUAAAUCAAACUUGCCUUAAGCUGUAGGUACCCUGAUCGAAUCUGUAUACAAACCAAAACCUGCACUAUAACCAAAGCCACUGCACAGAAGUGCUGGGCAUAUGGAUAAACUGUUGUCAAGAAAUAGUUCCGGCAUGCAACUUUGCCUAAAAUCACAAGUGUUAUCUUUAUAUUUCUGUUUGUGUAUGGAUUCAACAAAAGACAUACAACAUGUUCAUUUAUAAGCUAUGAAGGUGUCAGUAGGUGAACUUUGGACAGAGUCAGGCGAGCUGUUUCCCUCUGCUUCCAGUCUUUAUGCUAAGCUAGGCUAAAAACAGCAUGUGAGCUGCACCAUGUUCUUAGUAAAUAUGUCCCCAAGUCUUUUGCUUCAUGUCAGGUACAAAGUGUCGUUGGAUGUUGGAUGAAAUGUAUUUAGACAGGUACUAUACACUGAGUGAACAUCCUGCUUUGCUGCCAUCUAAACUUUCCAACUUGUUGGAGCUGCUCUUUAAACCUUUGAUGAACACCUUCUGAAGCACUGAGCCUGUGACCCUGGCAACAUUGACCACUUACACAGUAAAACCAGCACUUUUGGUACAACAAACAUCUUGAUGUUAGACCAAGGAAACUCGCUUUUAAGUUUACAGUGAAACAGUGAGUGGAAUGUUGCAAAAAGUUCAACUAAAACUGAACUGCUUAUAAAGUUUCAUUGAAAAAUCUACAUGAGCUCAGUUAUUAUAGAAAUUACAUCAGUUGCGUUUAGUGUUUGUGUUUAAAUGUAUUAUAGUAAUGUCAAUAUUGGUGUGCAUACAAAUGUUAAUCUGCACUAAGACAGGCACCUUAACAUGCUCCUUUCAUAAUCAUGUGCCUACUUGUUUUUGUAAUAUGAAGCGAUAAUGGUACUUACAGUUGGGUUCGAAGGGUUUUUAUUUCUGAUGCAGGACAAUAAUAUAUGUCACCACUGUUGCUGGGUGUCCUUUUUGUGAAACCCAUUUUAGGAGCACUGUGAGGCACAAAAAUUAAAAACUCAAAAAUUAAGUCAGAAUAUUUUCAGGAAAAUGCUGUAAUGUUUUCUAAGUAGUAAUGUAUUCCAGCUUCAUUGCUGUAGCAUUUGGACUUUGUGUCUUAAAAUAUCAUGACCCCACUCUAGGAUGUUAUUUUUUUUUCUAAGGAUGCAUGAUAAUAUCGGCAUGUCAUUGGUACUGGUCGAUAUUGGCUUUAAAUUGAAUUGACUUUAUCAGAAUUGGCAAACAUGCUUUUUCUGAAUUUGCACAAUGAAUGAAUAUUACAUACAUUGAAAAGUAUUUUAUUUCAUGUCUCCAUCUGCUGCUGGGCCAUCACGAUAAAGUUAUGUAUGCAUAAUAUGAUGUUAAUUCCACUACAGAAGAGACUUGAUGAUCACUAAAAUGAGGUAGGGAAAAAAGUGGAUAUAUCAAUAUUGGUAUCCAUUAUUGGUCAAAUGAAUUGUUAUGUAUUGGCAUAUUGGCAAAAAAUCCAAUAUUGUGCUUCCCUAUUUUUUUCUAACAGUGACCCUUACAAAACAGACCAAAAGAUCCAAACCAGACUCAGACACAACUCAACAGAUGAAUUGCUCAUUCUCCUGUAAAACAUUAGUUUGUUUGUGUCAAGAAAUCAAAGUGUGGCAUCACAGGUGAGAAGGGUGAAAAAUCAGAAAUUAGAACUGUUAAAUACUGUGUGUCGAGUCAAACUGGGAGUUUCUACUGUGAGGAAAGGAGAGAGGAGAGAAUUAAAAUUAGUAUAAACGAUUAAAUAAACAAACAAACAAACAAAGAGGAGCCAAGCAGAACCAGUCUGAAACCAGCCUUGCUGCCCGGAGGGGGUCAGCCCUAUGUUCCUACAGCCCAAUGGUCCCACAAGCCCGGUUCUAGGCAGGCAUAUAAGAGGGGGCAGUCAUAAAUGUGAAGGGGGCAUCAUGCUCCAGCACAUUUUUGCCAUAGGUAGAGCUGACAAAUAAAGGUGACUCACUCACUCGCAGGAUGUGGGGACGCUGUGUGAGUGCCCUAUAGAGGGUGUCAAAGCACCGUGGUCUCAAAUGUGCUCGCCGCUUGUUUUGUUGGUGAUAACUGUUUUCUACAUGGAAUUGGGUUGUUGUUAGCUGUGUGUCCAACCCCCAACCUAAAGAAAUGGAUUGCACUUUGUCAGGCCUCUACCCUAAGACAUGUCCAACUUGGGUGUCCCACCCGAAGACUAAGCUCCUGCUGGUAUAGCUCUUAGGGUCACUGAGGCACACAACCCCCCUGACCACAAUAAAGUGGCAAUCCCUCAGAGAGGAAAACUGAAAAAUAAAAUAAACGAAAAAUAAAAUAAAAAUUAAGAAAACAUAAAAUAAAAAUAUCCUUCAUCCAGGCACAACCAACAUCUUAACAUUUAUCUUAUUGGAUGGCCAUUAGGCAUCUAGACAUAUGAAAUAAAUUUGAACCUAAUAAUUACAAUAACCUCACUAUAGCCAGUAUUUACCAAAGCUAGUCUUAUAAAAAAAAACUUCUCAAACUAACAGAACUAACAAACACAACAGAUAGAUAGAUAGAGCAGAACAUUUGAUACUUUUUUGUUUUGUUUUGUUUUUUUGUCUUUUUUUUUUUGUUAGCAAUUUAACAGAUUUCUCUUCACUCCACUCUCCUUUGAGCUGCUGAAAGCUGCAGGAGUGAAAAGUUAAUAAAAGCUUUGUAAAAAUCGCUGUGAUUAUCAAAAAACAGCGUGCAGAACUAGAGGCUGGGUGGGGCUUUAUUUAGGGGUCUGGCACACACAGGGCAUUUGUCCUCAGUAUGUGACAUGCAUCAGGCACUCAUCUCUCGCUGUGCUUGUGUGAUUGAAGAAACGUUCGCACUGACAGGCUCACACUAUAUGCUCACACUGCUAUAUUUACUUUUGUUUUUUGUUGUUAACUAUAUAUUAAGUAUCUCACGAGACACUACAACGAGUUUAACGGAGCUUCACGUUACUGCUGCAUUCUGCCUCACUGAGACUGAGAAACCUGACGCCGAUGCAUCUUGGCUCAUUUGCAUACUAAACAGUGAUUGGGUGUUUACUGGGGGAGGGUCUCUGCCGACUGCAGACAGUAGAUCACACACAGCCAGCACACAGCACGGAGACAGAUGAGAAAACUUUUCUGUUUUGUGCCUUUUUCGGCAGAUUUGAUUUGAGGGGGCAAGAUAUUUGUUUAAGGGGGCAUUGCCCCCUCUUGCCCCUGCGUAGAACCGGCCUCGCCCACAGCCCUAUGUUCCCACAUUUCUAAGAUUUUUCUCAAAAUUAGGCCCUAUGUUCCCACAUUUCUAGGACAUUUUCAAAAUAACUCUUGUGUUCCUACAUUUCCCUUCAAUUUAAGCCCUAUCCUCCAACAAAAUUUUUUGGAAGCACUUUAUAGUAAAUGAAUGAAUGAGUAAUUUUAUUUCGAUCAGCAGCAGCAGAAAUCGUCACAAUCACAAUCAUUACAAGAAAAAAUAUAAUAGGCUGAUCGAAAAAGGUUUCGGCUGAAGCAGAGCUUAUAGAUACCGAACCCUUGUUUUCAUUUCCUUAAGUCAGACAAACAAAACCAGAUAAGUACAAAUACGCAUACGGUAUACACAUGUAAUACAAUCACAUGCUACAUAUAUGCAUACACAGCAAAAACAGAUGUGUUAAAAAUGACACAUUGUGCAGAAUUUUAACACAUGUAGCGAGUGUGCUCAGGGACUACACAUGUUGUGUCAAAUUACACAAUAGAUGUGUGAGCCAUUUUAACACACAAAUUGUGUCAGAUAAUUUAACACACAAAAUGUGUGAUUUCAACACGUUUACACAAUCAAUGUGUGAGCCAUUUUAACACACAAAUUGUGUCAGAUAAUUUAACACACAAAAUGUGUAAUUUCAACACGUUAAAUGUUGAUUAUGUGUAACUGAAAAUGACCAAAAUCUACUACUUAAUGUGUUAAUAUUGCAACCUAAUGUGUUAAACAUGAGGCAUAAAAUUAAAGGGACAAAAAGACAGAUGUGAAAAUGUUAGCCAUUUAAUAAAUGGUCAAAUGUUGACAUGCUAUGGAACAAUGCACAAGUGCACAAAAGUACAUUCACAAUUUAAAAGUAUAACAAAAUGUUUUAAAAUUCAAUUUUAUCAACUCAGCUUACAUAUUCUUAAUGUAAAAUUAUCUAGUAGGUUAUCUGAUUGCAUCACUGAAUUUGAGUAGUGAAUUAUCUGAUUUCCAG
Messenger RNA from Epinephelus moara (kelp grouper), 8622 nucleotides. RefSeq names its product rho guanine nucleotide exchange factor 10-like protein. Lineage: Eukaryota; Metazoa; Chordata; Actinopteri; Perciformes; Serranidae. The coding region runs from base 162 to 3122 and encodes 986 amino acids. The transcript is spliced from 20 exons. Gene Ontology annotation, biological process: actin cytoskeleton organization; positive regulation of stress fiber assembly; SREBP signaling pathway. Gene Ontology annotation, cellular component: cytosol. Gene Ontology annotation, molecular function: protein binding; guanyl-nucleotide exchange factor activity. The record is from RefSeq and is a predicted model, not a curated record.